Triticum dicoccoides is the source of this 1664-nucleotide messenger RNA. RefSeq names its product ent-kaurenoic acid oxidase 1-like. Gene Ontology annotation, biological process: multicellular organism development; brassinosteroid homeostasis; brassinosteroid biosynthetic process. The record is from RefSeq and is a predicted model, not a curated record. The transcript is spliced from 5 exons. Gene Ontology annotation, molecular function: iron ion binding; heme binding; oxidoreductase activity, acting on paired donors, with incorporation or reduction of molecular oxygen. The coding region runs from base 1 to 1476 and encodes 491 amino acids. Lineage: Eukaryota; Viridiplantae; Streptophyta; Magnoliopsida; Poales; Poaceae.
AUGGCGAUAGCAGUGGGAGUAGGUGUGGGUGAGUGGGUAUGGUGGCCGGGCCUCGCCCUCGGCGCCGUCCCGCUGCUCUGCCUCGCCGUCUGGCACUCCACCGACGCGUGGUACCGCGCCGCCUUCUUCCUCAGGCACGGCGGCCGGCGCCGCCUGCCGCCGGGCCACAUGGGCCUGCCUUUCCUCGGUGAGACGCUCUCCUUCGUCUGGCACUUCAAGCUCGCGCGCCGCCCGGACGACUUCAUCGCCGCCAAGAGGCGCGCGCACGGCUCCGGGGCCGGCAUCUACCGGACGCACCUCUUCGGCUCCCCUGCCGUCAUCGCGUGCUCUCCGGCGGCCAACAAGUUCGUGUUCCAGUCCGCCGAUAACUUCGGCAUACGGUGGCCGGUGCCGGAGCUCAUCGGCCACAAGUCCAUGGUCAACGUCGAGGGCGCCAGCCACGCCAGGCUUCGUGGGAUCAUCCUCACCGCCAUCAACCGCCCCAGCUCGCUUCGGACCAUCGCCGCCGUCUUGCAGCCGCGUGUUGUGGCGGCGCUGGCCGCGUGGGCAGACAUGGGGACAAUCGUUGCCUCCACCGAGAUCAAGAAAGUGACGUUCGCGAACAUAUUCAGAAUGUUCAUAAGCAUGGAGCCGUCGCCAUUGACAGAGCAGAUAGACCAGUGGUUCGGCAGCCUGAUGGCUGGCCUCAGGGCAUUCCCCUUGGAUUUUCCAGGGACAACAUUUCACCGCGCUCGCAAGUGCCGUCGGAAGCUGAACGCGGUCUUCCGACAUGAGCUGGAGGCAAGGAAGAAGGUGGACAAGAAGUGUGAUGAUCUCAUGAGCGGGCUGAUGUGCACCGAGGAUGAGCAGGGGAAGAGGCUGAGUGAUGAGGAGGUUGUGGACAACAUGGUCAACCUCGUGGUCGCUGGCUAUGAAUCCACGGCCAGCGCCAUCAUGUGGGCUACCUACCACUUGGCCAAAUCCCCUGCCGCCCUCGCCAAGCUCCGAGAGGAGAACAUGGCAGUGAGCGAAAGCAAAGGUGGUUCAUUGAUGAUCACCCAUGAUGACCUCCCAAGGAUGAAGUACACGGCGAAGGUGGUGGAGGAGACGAUCCGAAUGGCCAACGUCGCCCCCAUGGUGCACCGCGUGGCGAACCGGGACGUGGAGUAUGGUGGGUACACGAUCCCGGCGGGGUGGCCGGUGCUCGUGUGGGUGAGGUCGCUGCACACCGACCCAGUCUACUACCAGGACCCCCUCACCUUCAACCCCGACAGAUGGGAUAAACCAGCGAAGCCAGGGACGUACCAGGCAUUCGGUGGCGGAUAUAGGAUUUGUGCCGGGAACAUGCUCGCGAAGUUGCAGAUCACCAUCAUGCUCCAUCACCUCUCCACUGGUUAUGAAUGGGAGCUGUUGAAUCCUGAUGCGAAGAUCAAUUACCUUCCACACCCAAGGCCAAUGGAUGGCGCAUCCAUGACCUUCCGUAAGCUUAGAGCUUGAUGGAGAUGCAUUCAAUGAUUUUUUCUAGCUAUGUGCUAGUGCAUCAAUGUUAAUUCUAUUAGUAUUGUAUGAUCAUAUCAGAACUAUAGCUAGUCUAUCUUUUUCUGGAAUUGACAUUAUCUUUGUAAGCAAACAUGGGCAAAAUGCUUUUAAAUUUGUACUGCAAGGGACAAGACCAUUAUUUGAAA